AUGCAGGACCAUGGCAGGGCCGUUUUAGCGGUUCCGGGUCAGUGGGUGCAGGUCAAUCGUGCGCCGCCCAGCCAUAGGUCGGUGUGCGAGCAUGGCGUGAGGUCCGGGGUCGUCGACGCAGUACUCACGAUCGAUCAGGAGCAUGCUCCGACCUCUCUGUCGAUGGAGUAUGCCCGCUGGCGCCUCCCUCUCAUCAAGGAGGAAGUACGCUCGUGCCCGAACGCGCCCGCCUACUCGACCGAUGGCAGCUUCACAGGCGCCCAGCAUACGGCCAUCCAAUCGCGGGCAGAGGUCGCCAUCGCGGAGGAGGUCAAGAAUGUCAAGGAGGAGGGGGCCACCAAGAGCAAUCAUGUCAACGGGGGGGGGAAGGAUGAUCCUUCGUCCCAGGGCUCAUGA
Molecule: messenger RNA, 396 nt
Organism: Prorocentrum cordatum
Lineage: Eukaryota; Dinophyceae; Prorocentrales; Prorocentraceae
Source: the annotation of a GenBank genome assembly